AGACAUUUUGUUCGACGUUUGACAGCUCAAAGCAGUACAAAAGAGAAAUUGUCGUAAAGAAGAUAAACAAACAAAAGUGCUGCUUUUUUCAUCGAAAUGGAUCGUUUGGAACCCUCCUCGCAGGACGACCGCAGGCUUUGGCUUGGGAAUCUGGACAGUCGAAUCACCGAGUAUCAAUUACUGAAAAUCGUGCAAAAAUACGGCAAAAUCGAAAAGUUCGACAUGCUGUUCCAUCGCUCCGGGCCGCUAGCGGGCUAUCCGAGGGGGUACGCCUUCGUUACGUAUGAGAACCACCGAGACUCGGAAUCCGCACUGCACCGGCUGGAUGGGAAGCUGGUCGGGGAGAAAACGAUCGUCGUCCGGUGGGCGAAACACGUCAACCGUGAGGAAAAUGAUCGAUCGAAGCCUAAAAUCGAGAUACCCUGUCUGGCGGGCGGGUCGAAGGGUGGCUCCAACGGUCCGCUAAGCCAGCAGACCAAAAUUCAAGCCCUGGAAGCGAAGCUGAAAAUGUUGGAAAGCCGGUCGGACGAUCUGGUGAUCAACAGAUCGACUACCGCGGAGCGGCCCAUCAUCGAGCGGUACCAGUACAACAUCCACCAACCGCAGCGGAUGGAUCCGAAGACGAAGCGACCGCUCCACGAGGGUGGCAGCAGGGGCCGCGGCGGUCGUGGCGGUAACCGGAGCGCACCGUACAGACACACCAACCGCCAUAAAUAGUCGCGUGCGCGGACUGGACGAUCUCACCACCUCCCAUCGGCGAAUACUCAUAACUUUACAACAUGUAUUGCUAGCUUUAAACCUAUCGGACCGACCGACAAGAACAAAGAUUCAUGAAUAUAGAAGCUAAAAAACUAAACAAA
Molecule: messenger RNA, 860 nt
Organism: Anopheles gambiae (African malaria mosquito)
Lineage: Eukaryota; Metazoa; Arthropoda; Insecta; Diptera; Culicidae
Product: probable RNA-binding protein 18
Exons: 4
Coding region: 97-717 (206 amino acids)
Molecular function (GO): RNA binding
Source: RefSeq, a predicted model, not a curated record